GAUGGUUGUGGUGUCAUGGAUGAGUCUGCGUUGGAGCGUUACUUUGAAGACUCCAUUGCCAAUGACUCCAGUUUUAUGUUGGGGGAGGAGCUUGGUCUUCAAAGCCCCGCCCACCAGGUGCAAGCCCCCACCUCAUCCGUUCAGGACUCUUCCUUUUUGUCAGUGAAAUCUGGAGCGAGCGGUGAAGCCGGGGACGAGCUGGACCUCAGCUUCCUCCCCGAUGAGCUCAGUACACAGGAUGAACCGAGUCACGGCAAUUCAGCUCUGGACGUGUCUCUGGACAGCGGCGUCAGUGUGGACUACAACUCCCAGGAAUUCACAGCCACCGAGGCCCAGCAGGAGGCAUCCACAUCAGGGCCGGGGACCGGGUCCUCCCCCUUCUAUCCCAUGACUCCCAUGACCCCUAUGACCCCCAUGACCCCUGUGACAGAGAGGUCAGGAAUCAUCCCGCAGUUACACAGGAACAUCGUCUCCACUGUGAACCUGGGCUGUCCUCUGGAUCUGAAGUUCAUCGCUCUGCAGGCGAGAAAUGCCGAGUACAACCCAAAGCGCUUUGCAGCGGUCAUCAUGAGGAUCCGUGAGCCGCGAACAACAGCUCUGAUCUUCAGCUCAGGGAAGAUGGUGUGUACAGGAGCCAAGAGUCUCUGUCGUGUGUGUCUGAGCAUGUGCAGUGAGGAGCAGUCGCGGCUGGCAGCCCGAAAAUAUGCCCGGGUGGUGCAAAAACUCGGCUUCCCGGCUCGCUUCCUGGAGUUUAAGAUCCAGAAUAUGGUGGCCAGCUGUGAUGUGUGCUUCCCCAUCAGACUGGAAGGACUGGUUCUGACCCACCAGCAGUUCAGCAGUUAUGAGCCGGAGUUGUUUCCGGGCCUGAUCUACCGGAUGGUGAAACCUCGAAUUGUCCUGCUCAUCUUUGUGUCUGGGAAGGUGGUUCUGACGGGAGCUAAAGAGCGAGCUGAGAUCUACGAAGCAUUUGAGAAUAUUUAUCCAAUCCUGAAAGGCUUCAGGAAGCAGUGAGGACUCUGAGCACUUCCUGUUUGUUCCUGUCUGGUUUAAAAUUUUGGGGAAAUUCAGUUUCAUUUGAGUCGCACUGGAGAGU
Molecule: messenger RNA, 1093 nt
Organism: Archocentrus centrarchus (flier cichlid)
Lineage: Eukaryota; Metazoa; Chordata; Actinopteri; Cichliformes; Cichlidae
Gene: tbpl2
Product: TATA box binding protein like 2
Exons: 8
Coding region: 16-1011 (331 amino acids)
Biological process (GO): DNA-templated transcription initiation
Molecular function (GO): DNA binding
Source: RefSeq, a predicted model, not a curated record